Messenger RNA from Protopterus annectens (West African lungfish), 1887 nucleotides. It is a transcript of the gene TMEM218, whose product is annotated as transmembrane protein 218. Lineage: Eukaryota; Metazoa; Chordata; Ceratodontiformes; Protopteridae. The record is from RefSeq and is a predicted model, not a curated record. The transcript has 3 exons. Bases 1 to 348 code for a protein of 115 amino acids.
AUGGCAAACAUUGUUCUUGGAGUCGGCAGUGGGAUAUUUGUCAUAGCGGUUGUUUGGAUUGCAGCACUAGUACUUUGUGCCCUGUUAUUUAAGGCCUCUGGUCCAGCCAGAUUCCUUGGAAUUUUAGCUGUCCUGUGUGCUCUCAUUAUUACACUUGUCCUGGUGUUCUUCCCUCGGACGUCACAGAGUUCUACAACUGUAACAGAAGCUGUGAUUGUGGACACAUUCUUCAUUGGGCGCUACUUCCUUUUGUCUGUACUGGGAGUAAUUUUUCUGGUGAGCCUCUUGUUGGUGCUGACUCAGCACAGCCUGGAACCUAUCUAUGCCAGACCAGUGCGACCACACUAACUGCAGCCUACAGAUAAAGAUAUGAUCUUCCUGUGAGUCCUGAAGUUGUCCCUUUGGAUUAUUUCUUUGAAUGAACUUAAAACAUUACUGUUCAGCAGUGAGGACUGCUUCAGCUAGACUUGAUAAGGCUGAUUUGUAAAUGACGACUGUGGAUUUCAAGAUUCUUGCUACAAAAGUGGUUCAUGUUAAUUUUUUAUACAACACCUCUUUGAAAGAGUUCUGAGACAAAAUCUAUUUAGCAGCAGCAGGAGUGUGAUACAAGACUCCUAGACUUUUUGGUGCAAAAGUCUUAUCCUGAAUUGUCAAGGUCAAGUAUUGUAUUCUCACUGUAAAGCUAUCUCCUAGGGAGACGUGGCAUUUUUCUCCACCGCAUACCCAUUCCUCUAUUGUUACAAAAUGGUGACCAUUACUUAUUGGAAUAUGCUGACAUCUGAGUAUUUCUGUAUCAUUUUGCACAGACUUUGUUGGUCUUUCUUCAUGCACUUGUGUUCGGUGUCGAUAUCUCAUUUCUUGCGUUACUGUUUGUACUUUUAUUUGUUAAUGAGAUGUAAGAACUGUUGAUACAGUGGUACCAAAGCGCAGUGAACUAUUGAUAUGUCGUAGCAAAGUACAAUAUAUCACCAUGAUGUAAACCAUGGCUCUCCAGAGCUGUAUUUUAACAUGGCAGGUAUUGAGAAGAGGUAGAAAAUGGUUGCCGGAUCAAAAGACUGUAAAACCUGUGCUUUUAGGUUGUUAAAGGGUCUAUGUUCAGCCAUCGAAUGGCAUGUUCAUCGAUUGGCCAUUCAUCGAACACAAACCCUUGAACAUCCUUUUCAACGAAAACGCACAUUGUCAUUAAAAAAACAUUGAGCAGAAAAUAAACAACAGACAUAUAUUUGUAGGAAAGUUAGGGAUAAGGAAACUUUCCCUUUCCCUACUGUAAUGCGAAUAAUUAGGGGGGUGGGGUAUGCAGCCCUGAUAUUAGGAGGUUGAAUCCUCCUAAUGUGGGUGGCUGUGCCCCCACACCCCCCAGUGUGGUGCUGCACACCCCACACCCCCAAAUUUUAUAUACCAACUCCGAGAUCGCACUACAGUGGGGAAAGGAAAAGUUUCCUUAUCCCUACCUACAAGUACGUACAUGCUGUUUACUCCCUGUUGGCCAGUUAUGGCCAUUUAAUUUUUUUUUUUUUUCAGAUGAUGUGCCUGCUCGAGGAAUGUGCCAUUUGAUGGAUGAACAUAGACCCUUUGCUAACACAGUAAAUGCAUUAAACAAUACGUGCGUGCACGCUUUCUCGCUUACACACACACAAUAUUUUUUUAUUUUUUUUAAUAUUUAAGGAAAGUUGAAGCAGGUGGUUAGUGAGAUAGUCUGGUUAAGAAAUGCCAGUUAUUUAAUAUUGUAUGUCAGACCACUCUUCUGAGAGUCUGCUUUGUCAGGAAAUUAUUGCUAUUGUUUGGAGUUACAAUAUGUUUAAGUCUAUAAUUUGCUUCUCUCAACUUAAAACACAUUUUCUACAUGUUUUCUAUUCCCAUAUAAAUAAAAAGAAACUUGUUCAAAUA